This is a messenger RNA of Maudiozyma saulgeensis, 1548 nucleotides long. The record is from the annotation of a GenBank genome assembly. NCBI's taxonomy places the organism in Eukaryota, Fungi, Ascomycota, Saccharomycetes, Saccharomycetales, Saccharomycetaceae.
AUGAAUCAAUUUGAUGAAUUUAUAGACGAGACAGAUAAAAGAUUAAAUAUCGACACAAGCACGCAGAUAUCUGUAUCAAAUAAUCGUCAAGAUAAUGAUCUCCCGAAGGACAACUCUGUUACCUCUAGUCCCAAAUCACCAAUAAUAAGUAAUACUUCCAAAUUUAAUUUACAACGUCAGAUCACUCCAACGCGAAUAGUUGAUCAUCCAUUGAAAGAUUCUGAAUCAACAUAUAAUAAAGAACUAAAUAUGAAUUUAGUAUCGAACAAAGAUAUAGCUUCUGAGCGGCCACUUGAUGUAAAACCUUUAGAGCCUGUACUUCAUACAAGAGUUACUGUCCCAAAGAGAAGAAGUGUUAUGUUGAAUAAGAGAAGAUCACUUAUACAACCAGUUAUGGCACCGAUAUCACCUGAGACCUUUAUUAAUAAAUCCAAUGUAUCAGAUGAUAAUCUAGUAAAAUCAAAUGAUGAUGUUCCAAUUAGGAAAUAUAGUAUUGGUAAUUCAAAUAUAAUAGAUCCUGAGCAUGUUCAACUUUCAGUUCAUUCCAGAAGUAGUUCUUUGGCAUCUAGUUCGGCGAAUUUAGAUACCAUGGAUAUUAAUAGUCUAUUGAAAAGUUUAGCUAGUAAAGAGAUGGAUUUAUUUGAAAGUAAACAAAAAAUUGAAGAUUUGAAGAAACAAUUAAGCCAACAACAAAAACUUUAUGAUCAGCAUGCUAAAGAAUUACAACAAUUGAAAACACAAGUUACAAAACAUUUAAGUGAAAAUGUUAAUGCUCAGAGUAGUACAACAACACCUGGCUCGGGUAAUGUUCCACCAUCACAGAUACAGAGUGUUCCAAUAUCGGCUCCUGAUGUUCAACAACCUUCUUCUGUGGCAAAUCAUACAUCUCCGAUAUCAGAAAAGAAGAAUGUAAAUAGUUUACAUCGUCGUGGCACAAGGACAUUAAGACCUAAAAAAAAUGGAACUCCAACAAGUAAUAAGACGAAAGAGGUACCUAUUUCACCAGAAUGUAGAAUUGAACCUCCCUCAUCGAAACCUGAAGAAUCUGCGUGGAAUAAACCAUUUGCUAUGUUCAACCAGUUUGAUCAAAUAUUACAGAAUGAAUUGGAAAAAUCCUUAAAUUGGGAUAGUGAAACAGAUAACGAUUCUCCAGAAAAAUUAGAUAGAACAAAGGGGGCAAACGUAUUUAACACUAGUAAUUCGUCAGGUAGGAAUACUAUGCCAGUUGAAAAUACUAUUCUUGAGGCUAAUUCAUCUUCUGUAAAUCCAAGUUUAUCGAAAUCUUUAUGGAGUUUCGUUGAUACUGUACGGUCUGGUCUUCUUGGUAUUGGUGAAGAUGAGGAAUAUGAGAAUGAAAAUGUUAGUGAUAAAUCAUCUUAUCUUAAUGAAAGAGCUGGUUCGAAUCAAUCUAUUUAUAACAAUAAUAAUGCAAUGAAACAAUUUAAAACAACUCAAAAGAGUCAAGGGAAUAAAUUACAAUUCAUUGGUGAUACAAAGGACAAUAAUCAAGAGUCUAUACGCAGAAAUGUUGAAAUGAAGGAAUUUUAA